UAUGCAAUGGCGUCUGCCUAUCAGGCGAAAUCUUUGUACGACUUCGACAGCAAAGACAAGAGGCUGUUGAGCUUUAAACAAGACGAAAAGUUUAUUGUUAUUGAGCAACUAUGCAAGGAUCCAAACUGGUACUAUGCUGUGAGCGAGAAAGGAAUCGCUGGAUUUGUUCCGGUCACCUACAUCCUCCGAGAAGAGAGCGAUCGAGAAGAGUUUCUGGAGCUUGUGGAAAAAGCACUCGAAGCACUUCAGAACAGCACAGCAAGCCUGGACGAAGGAAAUACUAGUUUUAUGAGCUUGCAGAGGAAAGCGCUUAGGUACAGUAACGCUCUUUUACGACUGCAUCAUCUGAAAGAGAGUUUGCGAAGUACAUGUGAAGGACCACUGCGGGACACUCCACGAGAGACUGCUUUGGGCCACCAGUCCCCUAGUGACUUUCUACAGGAAGAGUACUCGCGAAUCAACUCAGACUGGAUCUCAGAAAAUCUUGCUGGUGCUGACCUCUGUUCUUUGGAACCAAGCCCUCGUUCCCAGCCAAGCAAGCGAUCUGCCUCAUUGACUGCCGCUGUAGAGGAUCCUCACCUGCCAACCUUGGCUGCAGAAUUGAUUGAACAAGUUCGAAGCCAGACUCAGCUGAGCCAUAGCCUUUCACGAGUGGCUGUGUUGGCUGUGCUUCGUUGCCUUUCUACAUCCUUGCCAGGCUCAUCCUGUCCUUGGGAAGCGCUUCUGGAAAGCGUACUCAAAGCUGAGGAGUGUGAGAAACCAUUGGUGUCCAGCCAAGAUGGGGAUCGACUCCAGCUGAUUUUUCGGAGGCUAUGGCACUGUAAGAAUGAUGACCAGCAACGCAGUUGGCCAAUUCAUGAGGAUGAGGCACUCAUUCUUGGUCUUCUAGAAGAGCUGUACACCAUCUUGGUUGAUGCGGAUCCUAGAGUCUCCCGAUCAGUUUUGCAAGCAGAUGAUUAUGACUAUGUCUCAACUUUAGCACUCUACUAUCAAAUGGAACCACGAGCUUCAUUGCGUGUGUGGAUGCUGAGAGUGUUCCUAACCCUGUGUGAGCUGGACCUACAGGUGGUCUCACUGCUGUUGCAUUCAGUGCUACCCAUGGAGCUGGCACGAGACCUUCAAUCAAACACUGAUGACAUAGAAAGAAUGAAGUAUACAGCUCUUCUCCUCACUGUCAUUUUUUCUACUGGAGAGAAACCACCAAAUAGUGUCUAUGAGCAUGUGGGUGAACAGUUUGUGAGAUUUCUGCUGGACACAAUCGAAUCUGCUGAAAUAGAGGAAGAAGUAGCAGAACUUUCACUGGGCACACUACUCUCUCUCAAUCUGCAUCUUCAGUCUGAAGCGGGCAACUUUGUUCUUCGGACGCUGGCAACCCGCAAGGAUGCCCGGGCUCUAACUGAACGGCUCAUGCUUCUGGUCAACCGAGAAGAUGACCCUGCUCGAGUGCUAACACAUGAGGUUACUGGAGUUCCUAAUUCAGUGUUGAAGAUGCUUGCUGAGCUCUUUUCUGACAGCACAACAGCAGAACUUUUCUACUUGAAUGAUGUUGCUGUCUUGGUGGACAUUGUAGCCAGACAGCUAAGUGACCUGCCACCUGGUGAUAAGCGAAGACUUCUGUAUCUUUCCUUGGUGGAGCAUCUACUUGGUUCUACACAAUAUGAAGGUCAUCGUCAAGCAGAGCUUCGUCGCUGUUUUGAGGGUGCACUCACACAUGAUGAGUCAUCAGCUGAAGAAAAGGAAAUCGUGCGUCGCAUUCAGAUGAACUGGCCUCAGUGGUUUCGUACAGACUGAGCCACCAACCACUUUGCAGGGCAUCUUCGAAGUCUUUUGGCAAGCCUAUUGUUGGGGCUGCAAUUUUAUGGGCCCCAACUUUUCGUUUGUUUUAACAUAGUUGGAUUGUCCUUCAUGUCCUUUGUUAUGCAUUGCACGCAGUCAGUAAGUGCUUGUACCAGAACUUUCACCUAAAUGCUCUUUCUUCUGUUCUUUUUUCAACUGGGCUGCUUUUAUUUUAUUUAUUUAUUUAUUUUUAAUGAUAUUAUUAUUUUUUUGAGGGACCAAACAUUGUCAGAACCUACCCCUAUCUGCCCUUUCCACAAUUUCCAAUUUAUUUAUACUUUUCUUUUUUUUAAUAUUUGAUGCAGGGAUGUUUUCUCUUUAAUGAGUGAACUGAUUGGUCAAAAAAAUUGAGAGAAUAUUGUGCAGUGUGCGGUAAUGCAGGAGCUUCAAGUUUGGUGCUUUCAGUUUGUUCUCUUUUUUUUUAUGAUGGUGUUGCGUGUGGCAGGCUUUGUGUGUUUAGUUUAUGGCAUGUUCAUUGUUUAACUGGCCUACUUAAAUUUGGUAAAAUACUCGAGCAAGUCUCUUGCAUUAUAGCCAUGCCUCAUAUCUUAUUAACGAAAAAAUUGUCGCACAAACUGAGAAACAAGGAAAAAAAAACUGCCAAGCCUGCAAUUUAUGCACAGCAUAGUCACCAUGAAAGCUCGAAAAGCGGCCUUUCUAGAGCCUUAUAAGGCGAGAGCGUUAAAGAGGUUGUUUUGCAGAAAUUUAGGUGUUGGCAUUGACAUUGUUAGUUGUAAGCCAAAAAUUAGCUUCUUCUGUGUGAUGCAAAUAAAAAAUUAUCUAAAAUAUUUGAAUCUGAGUGAGGAUCGAAUCCAGGUCAUUUGCGUGGCAGGCAAGUGUUCUACAACACAGCUGCAUGUCUGCUUGCAAGUACAGUGAAAAUAACAUCCUCUGCCAGGAAAUGCAGUGGAAUAACUUUCAUGCAUUACAAACACACGUGUCCUGCAUACAGGCUUUAGAAAAGUACGCAUGUAAUAUUGCGUGAUACAAGCGAUCAGUUGUGAGAACAUAUGGUCAUUAUAACGACUUAAUGGUUUAAAGCUGCCCCUCCCUUAUUACUUAGAGCAGACAAGUUGCUGCAAGUAUUCCGUUAAGACCACUUAGUGGGUGCAUAAAAAGUUCAAAAACAUUUCAUGUGAAUAAUUUCUCGUGGGUUAAAGCAUGCUACUUAUUACACAGAAUGCAGCCGUGUGCAGAAGCUUCACUGACACAAGUCGCUUUCAGCUUUAUUGAUUACAUUGUAGUAAUCCACAAUUUCUGGAAUAACAAAGGGUUUGAAGUACGCAUUAAAAACAGGGUAUCACUAUCGUGUUGAGUUCGUAAAGGCGAAGCUUGAAGGGACACUAAAGAGCAAAACGAUUUUUCGCGUACACUCGAA
Rhipicephalus microplus (southern cattle tick) is the source of this 3214-nucleotide messenger RNA. RefSeq names its product NCK-interacting protein with SH3 domain. The record is from RefSeq and is a predicted model, not a curated record. NCBI's taxonomy places the organism in Eukaryota, Metazoa, Arthropoda, Arachnida, Ixodida, Ixodidae. Gene Ontology annotation, molecular function: protein binding; Arp2/3 complex binding. Gene Ontology annotation, biological process: endocytosis.